CGGAGGGCGCGCGUCAUGGCGGCGCUCGGCUCGCUCCCCGGGACCCCGGACCUGCCCACGCUGCACGCCAGGUUACAGGACUUGCUGCGCUUCCUACGGGGCGCCCUGGCCAUUUCCAGCGCGCACACGGUGGAUUUCUACACCGAGUCGGUGUGGCGGGAGCUGGUCGACCUGCCCCCGGAGAGCGUGCUGGCGGCGCUGAGGGGGCCGGCGGCCGAGCCCGAGCCCGAGCCGCGGGAGGCGCUUCCGCCGCGGGAGGAGGAGGCGGGACCAGGUUUUGUUGAUCUCCCCAAAGUAUUUUGUGAAACAUCUCGGAAGCUGUUGAGCGUGGAAGCCUUUGCUCGGGCCGUCAAACACUACUCUGUGCAACGCUUGGGGCUGUGCACUCCUUUCGAGCAGCUGCUUACAGCUCUUCAAGUAAAUAAAGAACAGAGAACUGGUGAAAAUGUGAAGGCAAUUCAGUUUAUGAACACAAAAAAAUCUCAUGAGGUUCAGGCAAUGGCAGAGCUAAUCUGUAGUAUUGCUGAUUACUGUGGUUUAAAGCAGAUAAUUGAUGUGGGUUCUGGUAAAGGCUACCUAAGCUCCUUUUUGUCCUUAAAGUAUGGUUUAAAUGUCUAUGGCAUCGAUUCCUCAAAUAGUAAUACUCAUGGAGCUAAGGAGAGAAACAGGAAGUUGAAGAAACAUUGGCACCUGUAUCAUGGUCAGACAAGAGAAGAUGCCAGCGGACUGGCAUUGAAACUGCAGAAAGGAAUAAAAGCGGAAAAGGAAGCAAAGCGUAAGGAAAACUGUGAGAGGGCACUGAAGAACAGCCUUGGGAAUGAAGACCUGUCUGCUGGUGCUGCGCCAGAGUGCUCAGAGACGGCAGUUUCAGUUCUCAGAAAACAGCAAGGAAAUCUACGUGCUCAGCCACUUGAAGAAGGGAAUUUGUGUUUUGAAAAUGCCUUUUCUCUCAUGGACUUUCUGCCUAUUGAUGCCGUUGAACCUACUUCAUCACAGGUGCACAAUGCAGAAAUGUCUGAAGUGAGGAAACAGAAAAAAAAUAUGACAUCUAAACCAAGCGACCCAAGUAUUUAUUCACCACUGACCUCUUUUAUCACUGCUGAUUCAGAGUUACAUGACAUUAUUAAAGAUCUGGAGGACUGUCUAAUGGUGGGUCUGCAUACUUGUGGUGACCUUGCACCAAACACUCUGCGGAUAUUUGCAUCCAAGUCUGAAGUCAAAGGAGUUUGCAGUGUGGGCUGUUGCUACCAUCUUUUAUCUGAAGCAUUUGAAAACCAGGAUAAAGAAUAUGCUCAAGAAAACUGGGGAUUUCCAAUGUGCCGCUAUCUGAAAGAGGAGAGAUGGUGCUGUGGUCGCAAUGCAAGAAUGUCAGCAUGCUUGGCAUUGGAACGGGUUGCAGUUGGCCAAGGGCUGCCUACCGAAUCACUCUUCUAUCGUGCUGUUCUUCAGAAUAUUAUUAAAGACAAUUAUGGCAUCACCAAAUGUGAUCGGCACGUUGGCAAAAUUUAUUCCAAAUGCUCUUCCUUUCUGGAUUAUGUCAGAAUGUCGCUAAAGAAGCUUGGCUUAGACGAAUCCAAGAUCUCAGAAGAAAUUAUAAUGGAUUACUAUGAGAAAUACAGGCCUAGAAUGAAUGAGCUGGAGGCAUUUAAUAUGUUGAAAGUUGUUCUGGCUCCUUGCAUAGAAACACUGAUUCUUCUUGAUCGACUUUGUUACCUGAAGGAACAGGAAGAUGUAGCAUGGUCUGCUCUUGUGAAGUUGUUCGACCCUGUGCAGUCCCCCAGAUGCUACGCUGUCAUUGCUCUGAAGAAGCAGCGGUAAUUGUAGCUGAAGCAGGUUGCUAGUAAGCUCUUUGGGGACUUACC
Molecule: messenger RNA, 1862 nt
Organism: Chionomys nivalis (European snow vole)
Lineage: Eukaryota; Metazoa; Chordata; Mammalia; Rodentia; Cricetidae
Gene: Mettl25
Product: methyltransferase like 25
Exons: 12
Coding region: 16-1818 (600 amino acids)
Source: RefSeq, a predicted model, not a curated record